AUGUGCUCCUUCCACAGCAUGGCUGUAUUAUACCUCUGCUGGCUGGCCUGGGCUUUGUCCAGCCUCGCUCAACUUCAGAGCUUUCAUCCCAGUGGACACGAUGAUCUUACCUACAGCAUCAAUAUUCCUCAAAGCACAUCGCAGUCGGGCUCGGGGUCGAUAUACUUUCAAUUAAACUCUACGCGACAAGUACGAUGGUUCGCCCUGGGUCAGGGGACGCGCAUGGUGGGCGCGAAUAUCUUCGUCGUAUAUCCGAAUGGCGACAACGUGACGGUGUCACCACGACUCGGUAUGGGCGAAAUCCAACCACUGUACAAUAGCGACGCUCAAGUCUCGCUGCUGGACGGGAGUGGAUAUUCAAAUGGCGCGAUAACUGCCAAUAUCCGCUGCGACAGCUGUAUUAAUUGGACCGGUGGAAGCGAAGACGUGACCAGCGCCUCGAGUUCCUGGGUCUGGGCCGUGAAAUACGGAUCGCCGCUGGAUUCUAGCGAUGUCUCUGCGGGACUCACGCAGCAUGAUGACUCCGGCGUUGUGUCUGUUGAUUUGGUGAAAGCUACGGGUGGGAGUUCGGACAACCCUUUCUUCCAAACUUCCAAAUCUUCUUCUCCUACGACAGUCGUCGUCACGGCGGCUGCUCAGGAUCCAAAUACCUUUUUCAACCAGAAACGAACGGCGCAUGCAGUAUUGAUGGUUAUCGCGUUCGUGAUUAUGUUCCCCUGUUUCGCUCUCACGCUUCAAAUCUUCCCCUCCUCUAGGACGGCUAGUGUGCAUGGGUUGCUUCAACUUCUUACUCUGGUUGUUGCGCUCGUCGGGCUUGGACUUGGGGUGUCUAUGGCUAGGGAGGUCAAAUUGUUAACCAACCAUCAUCCUAUUAUUGGUCUUGUGGUCGUUGCGGGUCUUACUCUUUUCCAACCGAUCAUGGGCCUGUUGCAGCAUCGCCACUAUCGCAAGACUAGAAGCAAGGGCGUCUUUGCGUAUGUGCACCGUUGGUUUGGACGAACGAUGAUUGUUUUGGGAAUUAUCAAUGCUGGACUGGGGCUGCAGUUGGCGAACGGUCCUAAAGGAGCUGUUAUCGCGUAUAGCGUUGUGGCUGGGGUUGUUGGAUUGUGUUAUUGUGCGAUUAUUGUCUGGGUACAAAUGGGUCGGAAACGCAGUCGAUGA
This is a messenger RNA of Penicillium cataractarum, 1161 nucleotides long. Its product is annotated as cytochrome and DOMON domain-containing protein. Bases 1 to 1161 code for a protein of 386 amino acids. The transcript has a single exon. Lineage: Eukaryota; Fungi; Ascomycota; Eurotiomycetes; Eurotiales; Aspergillaceae. The record is from RefSeq and is a predicted model, not a curated record.